This is a messenger RNA of Condylostylus longicornis, 1592 nucleotides long. It is a transcript of the gene PIG-C, whose product is annotated as phosphatidylinositol N-acetylglucosaminyltransferase subunit C. The transcript has a single exon. The record is from RefSeq and is a predicted model, not a curated record. Gene Ontology annotation, biological process: GPI anchor biosynthetic process. Gene Ontology annotation, cellular component: glycosylphosphatidylinositol-N-acetylglucosaminyltransferase (GPI-GnT) complex; membrane. The coding region runs from base 47 to 865 and encodes 272 amino acids. NCBI's taxonomy places the organism in Eukaryota, Metazoa, Arthropoda, Insecta, Diptera, Dolichopodidae.
CUGUUUACAAUUUUUUUACAAAAUUGUUUUAAAAUUCCAAACAUUAAUGGAUAAUUCAAUAGAAUCAUCUAAAAUUAAGAAAAAACCUUGGAAGAAAAAUUUAUAUGAGAAUAAGGAUUAUGAUGAUAAUUAUACACAUGAGCCAACUUUUUUAAAGGAUUUGGAAAGGAACAAAAAUAUACAAAUUUUUACAUUGUCAGAAUCGAUUAAAGGAGCAACUUUACUUAAUAAUCAAAUAUCUUGUAUUACUGCAUUUCUUAUUGUAUUUUAUUUACUAUAUGAUAAUAUUCUUCAACCAACAUUUGUUCUUGCAAUUAGUGGUAUAUCAACAUUUAUAGGAUAUUCAAUAUUUAUAGGUGGAUCAUAUAAAUUAUUAAAUUUAAGUGAUGAUUUAAAAACUGUUAUUACAGUAUUAUUUUUUGGUUAUAUAUUUUCACCAUUAUUGUAUCGUUUAACUGAUAGUGUUAGCACGGAUACAAUAUUUUCAUUAACAUUUUUUGUAUUUUUCUUAAAUUUAAUAUUUUUUAAUUAUGGUUUACCGGCAGCUAUUGUUUCAAAACCAAUAUCAAUUAAUUCAGCUAUAUUUGGUUCAAUAUGUUUAGCAUCAAGAUUAUCAUCAUCACAUCAUGCAUUCGUUCUUUUAGUAGUAUCCGUUCAAUUUUUUGUAUUAUAUCCGAUGUUUACUGAAAAAUUUUGGAAAUCAUAUUUUAUUAUACCAAUUAUAUGCUGUUGUUCAUUAAUAUUAUUUAUAUAUUCUUUAUCAAUUCUAAUGACAUAUUUAUUUGUUAUGAUUUUUAUUAAUUUUUUUUGCCCUUGGUUAUUUGUAAGAUUACAGAAAUACAAAAAUAAUAUUCAUGGACCAUGAGAUGAAGCUAUUGUUAAAAAUUCCAUUAAAUUGUAAAUUAAUAAAAAUAUUUAUGUAAUAUAAUAUAUAAUAUUGUAUUUUAAUAAAAUUAAACAUAGUAAAAUAUUGUAAAUUAAUUAAAUUUUUAUUAGGUAUACAAUAAAUAUAAUUUUAUUUAACUGCAACACAAUUGAAAUAGAAUAGUCAUUAAUAUAUGUACAUAUGAAUUUUUUUUUAUUGCUCAUAUUAAAUUUUGAAAAAAUGUUUUAUUGAGUCCGUAUAGCUCAUACGGAAAGUUUCCGCUUUUUAAGAGAAAUAUACCUAGCUAAUUAAGAUAAAUCUACAUAUAUGGUUUUGCUAUUAGAGUUUAAGUAGAUUUUAGGUCCAAAUUUGACUCUGUUUCAACAAAGAACUAAAAAAUAUUCAAAAUAUGUCAUAAUUACUUACAGAUUAGAGCAUCGUGUUAUAAGAAUAAGUAAGACAUCCUUACUAUCACUGCCCCCCCUAUUAUUUAUAUUUCAUAUCUGGGAUAAUGAAGCAAGCAGUAUGUUUCCAAAUGUAUUGUUUAUUCAAAUCCACUGCUAAUAACAAUUGAAAAGAUAAGUAGACACAAGGGGUUAACUAAUAUUUUGACGAAAUGAUCGAUUUGUUCGGAUAGAACAUCAUUAAAUUUCAUAUAUUUUCAACUGUGAUUACUCUUAUAGCUAGAAACUUAAUAGAAGACGAGAUUGACAGUGCACAUUAGGAG